AUGCAGCUCCGGCCAAGCUAUGAGAGGUGAGGGGUGUCUGUGUUUAUAAACUCUGCGGCUCUCCCACAUUCCCACAGAGCGGUCCUGGCUGCAGUAAUAGUAGGACAUGGUCUGCGGGUUACCAGGAGCUGGGCACCGUGUGCACAAAGAAAGAGUGUUUUAUUUGGAGAAAACCCUCUGUGUGCAGUUAUAUUCAAUAACCUCCAGAUAGAAUGUGUGGUUGUGAUAUAUAUAUAUAUAUUAUAAUAAUUAUUAUUAUUAUUAUUAUAUCUCUGCCUGUCUGAAAUUAAUAAAGUGACACCUCUUUGGCAAGGUGUAUUUAAAGGGACACAAUAGUCAUCAGAAACACUACGGCUCAAAGGGACCGUGUAGGCACCAUGACAAAUUCAUCUAAAUUAAGUUAUGGUGCCAAGAGGCCCCUGGGUGCACUCUCCAAAGUGUGCCUCCACCCCCCAACCAUUAUUUUUAACUCUUUAUCGGUUCAUGUAUAUCAAGUUACAUUUGCAGAGGUUAAGACAAGUAAUAGGUAUAACAUGCAUUGGAUGACAGCGAGUUAUCACAGGUAUGGCGGUUUAACAAGUUUCAUAUUGGGUAAUGUACAGGUACAGCUAGGUAGUGCACAGUUAUGGUACAGCAUAUCACUAGCAUCUAGGUUGGCAGGCCUGUCGGGAGGUACUGACUUUUUAUACACUGCUCAGCCAUAACAUUAAAACCUCCUGAAAUGGUUAACAUUGAUUAUAUAUCGUUACAGUGACACCUGUCAAGGGAUAAGAUAUUUUAGGCAACAAGAGAAAAGUGAGUUCUUGAAUGCAUGCAUUUGGAAGCAACAGAAAAUGGCAAGCGAAAAGGUCGGAAUCACUUUGACUAGGACCAAAUAGUGAUGACUGAGUCAUAGUCACAGGCGCCCAAUGCAUGGGGAGCAAAAGCUAGCCCUUCAGGUCCAAUUACGCAGAAAAGCUGCUGUAGCUCAAAUUGUUGUAAACCUUUGUGCAUCAGAGUUUGCUGUGUUUGGGGCUGCACAGAGUGCCAAUGAUGACCCCCCCCCAUCCACUACUGAAAGCGCCUUCAGUUGGGACAUGAGUGUCAGAACGGGGACCAUGGAUCAAUUGAAGAAGCUUGCUUAUGCUGGUGAAUCAGGUUUUCUUUUAGAUUAGGUGGAUGACUGGGUGCAUGUGCAUUGUUUGCCUGGGGAAGAGAUGGCAACAGGAUACAAUAUGGGAAGAAAGCAGGCUGGCAAAGGCAGUGUUAUGCUCUGGGCAAUGUUCUCCUGGGAAACCUUGGAUCCUGGCAUUCAUGUGGAUGUUACUUUGACACGUACCACCUACCUAGAGAUUGUUGCAGACCACAUACCCUCCUUCAUGGCAAUAGUUUUUCCCUGAUGUUGGCAGCCUCUUUGAUAGUUAUAGUGUACACUAUCACACUGCAAAAAUGGUUUGAGGGACACGACAAAGAGUUGUUGAUCAUCUGUGGCAUGUGCUGAAACAGAUCUAAUCCAUGGAGGCCCCACCUUGCUACUUGCAGACGCUAAAGCAUCUGGUGCUCAUAUCUUGGUUUCAGAGGUCUUGUGGAGUCCAUGCCUUAACACAUCAGACCUGUUUUUGCAGCAGGAGGGGGACCAACAUGAUAUUAAGCAGAAAGUGUUUUUGUUUUUAAAUAUUCUUUAUUUACAGGAGAUAGUCCGUAAGAUAUGCGGCAUGCAGUAGAUACAAAAUCCAUAGCAUACGUCAUCCCUGGGAAGUAGGAAUGUAUAAUAAUGAAUAUAAGAUUACAUCAUACAUAUCACAGGUCUGAUAUGUACUUCAAACUGCUCUCAAAGUCUAUGUAUUUAUUUUUUGAGAAGUCAUAAACAAAGAAAACUUAGAGGGAUAAUUUACAGGGAGGUCCGCAGUGUGUGGUCCCUGACCUAGAGAUACUCCACAUACCUAAUUCCCAUUACUUAUAUAUUCCUACCAAGGAUCUCAGACUUUGGAAAAGAAGGAGGAAGAGGAGUGCCUAACUUUUGAGGUCCAUUCGUCCAUAACUACAUUUUCUUGAAUAUAUGAAAUAACCUCUUGCAAUGGAGGUCGGUCAAUUUUAAGCCACCCGGCCGCAAGAGCAGUACAAGUGUUAGUAGAUUAAUUUCUGAGUAUGUCCGAGGAACCCCUCAAUAGGCCAUGAAAGCAGAGAAGUCAAUUGGUCUCUGAAGGACCACCACCACUUUGCCUUUUUAACUCUUUCAGAACCCACGUUAUUUUUGGACAAUGCCACCACAUAUGUUAAUAUGUGCCUCCAUGGCCGCAUAGCUGCCAGCAGAGGUCAGUCCGAUUCCUUCCUAUUCUACUCAACAGGGGGUUACAGGCCACUAGAACAAUAUUUUAAACUCCUGCCACUGUGAGAAUAUACAUGUGGAUAUUUUGGAAGCUGCUUCCCAAAAAGGUAGGUAGAUUUAGUGUUGUGGCUGAUCAGUAUACAUAAGUUUUAUUAACAUGACUCUCUAUUUCUUGUAUUCCAGUCUGCAGCUGCUGCCUCUGCUCUUACCCGCCUGCAUGCCUGACGUCAUCAGAAGUGAUUCUGUGAGCCACCCAAAGGAAUGGCUGUGACUGUCAAGGAGGCAGAUCGGGGGCAGAGCAAGCCCAAGUCAAACACAGCCCUAGCGAAUCAGCAUCUCCUCAUAGAGAUGAAUUGAAUCAAUGCAUCUCUAUUAGGAAAGUUUAGUGCCUGCAUGCAGAAGGUGGAGACACUAAAUGGCAGUAAUGCCUCAGGAAGCACCUCUAGUAGCCAUCUGAGGCGUGGCCAGUGGAGUUAUGCCUAAGUUUUAAUGUAAACACUGGGUUUUUGCUGAAAAUACAGUGUUUACUGCAAAAGGCCUGAAAUACAAUAAGCUGUAGUUGUUCUUGUGAAUAUAGUGUCCCUUUAACAUCUUAUUGAAAAUAAACGGAAACAAAAGUAAUGCAACCCCUAAAUGACAAAGAAUUGAGCAGUGAGACUGCAGGGGCUUAAUCUACACACACAAACUGCUUAAUUAAGCUAAAGUUGUUUUGAUGCCUAUAGUGUCUGUUUUUAACAUUUCCCUAUUGCCCUUUGUUGCAUUUAUUGAUUCAUUCUCUUUUAUUGUUUAGGAAAUGUAGCAGUGAGGCCAGCAACUUCAAAGAGAAAAAUUCACUCACCAUGCAUACAAACUCUGGGCAUCCCCUUCAUCAGACUGGCAAUGGUGAAAGUUCUUCAGUCUGCCUGACCCUUCCUCCUAUCAGACACCCUGCUGAAGGGUCAAGUAUGACAGGAGAUGUGGCUGUAGAGAUGCACUCCACAGAUUCUGACAGUGGACCAAGAUCUGGUUCCAGACAAGCUAGAGCAAACCCUCAUGGACGUUUUCAGAAUAAACACAGCCAUGUGCAUACUCAGUCUCAUGAAACAGGUGGGACAGAGGCUCCGAAUAAUACAGAUUCAAGAGAAAACAGCAGCAGUAUCUCAGAGGCCCUGCACUUCUAUCCGUGGUUGGAAAAAAGCUUUCCAUAUAUCUUAAUCUUCGGUGCCAAACUUAUUGUACAGCACAUAACAGGUACUUCUCUAUUUCUGUGUAAAGCGCCGACGUGCGCCGACGUGGAGCCUUGCAAAUGAAAUCACUGCUGUUUCUGAUAAACUGCAUUGUUUAUAUUUCGCAAAUUCCACAAUUCCUAAUUCGAUAGACAAUCGCUAGGAACUCCAGGCUGCAAUAGAUUCCGUUAUUGAAUGUGUUUGAUGUCAUCACCAUGCAAAGUAUGCUGACAUCGGAUCAUGCCUGUGUCAAAUGCUUCCUAUGAGAAGCAUUGGAUUCUGUGUUUCUACUUACAGAAGCUUUGGAUUUUCAGAUUGCAACAAUUGCUGCUCACAUGCCAUGCAUCCUCAUUGCUUCUGUAUUAGAAAUUUUGAAGAGGAGUCUGUCCUGGCUCUGGAAUGUGUAAACCCUUGAAAUGCAAUAUCUAAAAGGCAAGCAAAAGCAAGGGGGGACUCAAAUCCUCCUCUUUAUAUGCACUUGCCACAUAUUGUACCUACAGUAUUUUCAAACAACAUUAAGAAGAUUAUUAUAAUAUAUAUUAUCCAACAAAAUACAGUGUAGCUGCAAAAUUAGCCACUGUAAGUAGCUCUGCCUCACAUAGCAAGACAGACUGAUAAAUAUGAUAAACCAUAUAUGUGCUUAUGUGUAUAAACAACAUAUCAACACUAUUAUUCAUGUAACUAGUGAUGAAAAUAUGUGGAAAUUAAAAAUGGUCUACAUAUGUCUGAACAUACAUACAAGAUAUAAUAAAAGUGUGUGUAAAAUAUAUAUAUAUAUAUAUAUAUAUAUAUAUAUAUAUAUAUAUAUAUAUAUAUAUAUAUAUUGUGUGUGUGUGUUUGAAUUUUUAGACAUAUGUAGACCAUUUUUAAAUAUUUUUUUUGAUCUUGUUAUAUUUAGAUUUAGUAAAGUAAACCCAUAAUAUUAAAACCAUCUAUAUAUGCAGUGAUGGAUAACUGAAAACCAAUCAAAUCAAUCACUGAAAAAAAUAAUAUAAUAAAGUACAUACAAAAUGUAAUACUGAGCAACAACAUAUGAAAUUCUAUACAAAUAUUUAUAGAAUAAUUUGACCAUAAAAUAAACUUAAUUAUAAUUCAAGUGGUACAUACUGCUAAAUCCAAAUGUUUAUUUAGACCACUCUACUUUUUAAGUGUCUAAUUGGUAGAUCCAAUAUGUUUCUCUCUGCCUGAGUAUAAGCAAUCUGUCUCCUCCUCUGUCUCUAGGUGGGAUUUGUUUUAAACCUUAUACUAUACUAACUUCAAACUAUAUAUACUAUAAACCUUAUACUUUAUCACUAUUUUGACUUGUUAAAAAAAAUAUAAACCAUAAUUCCAUAUUUGUUUUGAUUUGGCUAAUAUGGCCCUAUGUUGCUCCAAAACCUUUUCCUUUAGUGGUCUAUACGUACGAUCCACAUAUUGACUGCCACAAGGGCAUUCUAUUCAAAUCCAAAUUUACUAUCACACUUAAUGAUACUGUUUAAAGUACAUUUCUUGUCUGGUGUACUUCUUCCAGUGUUUAAUUAUUCCCUCGAGGUACAUACUUGCGCAUUUUAUAUCCUUUCCUCCCACAUGGAUACGUGCCUUUCACAUAAUAAAAAUUAUUUGUUUGUUUAUACCAUUAAAAUUCUUAAUUUUACUGGGGCCAAAAGAUUUUUAAUUGUGGUGUUUCGUCUAUGUACCACUCUUUGCAUACGAUCACUGCUUUCAAAAAGGUAUCCUGUUGUAGGACACUCCAAUGCUUCUCUGUGAUUUUUUUUUUUUUUUUUUUUGAUGUGGCUUGCUCUUGCAUUAUACGUAGUGCAAAAAAUGGUUCUUUCUCAAAAUUGUAUCAUUUUUUUGGCAUCCCUGAAUCCUUCUGCAAAAGAGAUUCUCUACUCCAUAUGUCUUACUUCUAUUAGUGUAUUAUUUAAUGACUGUGGAUCAUAAUAGUUCUCUAAAAAUCUACAAAAAUCUUCCAUUCACUUUCUACAUCUUCCGUUCUGCUACAGUUUCUUUUUAAUCUCAUGUAUUGACUUAUAGAAUUUUUAUUUUUUAUCUUUGAUGGAAUAUGUUGCUUAAAAAUCUUCCUUUUAAAAUGUCAUCAGGGAUUCAUUAUACAUAUGUUUUUGUUGAGGUGUGUAAUUUUCGGAACACUUAUGAGACCAGUGUUCCGUAAAGGGCUGUAUCUUGUCUAGCCUGUCAUACAAUGUGUCAUCUCUAGGGAGCACUGUAAUUGUUACAGUGUAGGAUAAUUGCUGCAUUUUUUGUCAAAUGAAUCCCUCUUCAUAACUUCAGAUAAAAGAAACCAAGAUGGGAUACUUGUGCCAGUGGGACAUUACGCUGGAGUUUUUGGGGUUUUUUUGGGAGGGGGUUAGUGGGAUUCCAUUAUAAUUGUCCUCUACCCAUUACUAGGGUCAGUGCCUUUCAAUAUUUGUUAUUUCUUUAAUGGAAUGCCAUGUGGGCGUUUUUUUGUUUUGGUGUCUCGUGAUUUGCAAAGAGAUAUUGUCUGGAAAACAAAGUGAUUUGCUCAUAAAUAUGCAGAAAUAUAUCAUUUGACUUAAAAACGCUUAAUGGGACACUAUAGUCACCCAGACCACUUCAGCUCAAUGAAGUGGUCUGGGUGCAAUGUCCCUCAGGUUUUAACCCUUCAGAUGCAAAAAUAGCAGUUUCAGAGAACUUGCUAUGUUUACAUUUGGGGUUAAGCCAGCCUCUAGUGGCUGUCUUCCGGACAGCCACUAGAGGCGCAUCUACGACGCUGGAGGCAUAUUAUGCCUCCAUCGUGCAGAGUGACCAUAGGAAAGCAUUGAAAGCAUGCUUUCCUAUUGACAGCUUGAAUCUGCGCGCAGCACUUGUCGCGCAUGUGGCUCUGCUGACGGCGGGGGGAGGAGAGGUCACCAGCACCAAGGGGGCUCGGCGCUGGAAUAAGGUAAGCUGCUGAAGGGAUUUUAACCCCUUCAGUGCCGCGGGAGGGGGACCCUGAGGGUGGGGGCACCCUCAGGGCACUAUAGUGUCAGGAAAACCGCUAUGUAUUCCUGACACUAUAGUGAUCCUUUAAAAACAAACAUGUAUUCCUGACACUGGUGUUAAAACCACCAUUUAGGUGGCUUGCCCCCCUUAAAAGGGUUAAAACGUACAUUAUUUCCAGCUCUCCCUGGGUCUGCAAGCAAUUACUAUGCUCACCAGAACAACUACAUUAAAGGUCAAUGAAGUGGUCUGGGUGCCAGGCCCCCCAGAUUUUAACCCUUCAGAUGUAAACAUAGCAGUUUCAGAGAAACUAUGUUUACAUUGCAGGGUUAAUCCAACCUCUAGUGGCUGUCCUUGUGACCUAAGGAUGCUAUAAACGAGUUUGUUUUACUGAACCUAUAGUGAUCCUUUAAGCUGUAGUUUUUCUGGUGACUAUAGUGUCCCUUUCAAAUAAUUUAAUGACUCAAAACGUCAAUGCUGUUUGUGAUGCAAGGAGUUUCCAUAAAUUGAAGUAUUUCAGAGGUGGUGAAAUUUGGAGGUACCCAAUUUUCAUCUGCCACAGAGGGGCAUUCUGAUCACCUCAUUGUAGAUGGUGGUUUGCUGGAAGCACAAUCAGAUGAAGCCUUGCAUAGCGGAGGGUGUAAGUGUCUCUGUCCACAAUGUUAAAUGUGUCACUCUUUAAGCAUUUUAGAAUGGUGUAAGCCUCUUUCACUAAAUAGGAACGAACCAUGAAGAUGAUUUAUUGCAGUAUAGAAAGCUGUGAUCAGCACUGGAAGGGUAAUUUAUUUUUGUGUAAAGUAACAACAAAAAAAUUACUCGAACAGGUCAGCUUGAUCACAGAGAAUGCUCUGAGAAGACUGAACAGAUACAGUAUAGUCAUCAGACAGCAGGCAAAGGGUGAAAAAAGUCAAAAUGAAUAAAUCUGUCAAAAAGGGUCAAAUUAAAAAUGAAAACAUCUGACCCCCUAUGUACUGAUUGCACUGAUCACUGCAGUAACACUGAUCACAGCAGUGGAACAACACUCUUCCUCCCCUCUCCACCAUAAUACACAGUAAAUAUGUUUUUAGCGAACACAUGACAAUGUAGCAAGGAUCUGUCUGCCUUUCUCACCUAAGAUCAAACGUAAGAGUAAAGAGAGGCAGAAAACAAUGUCUCAAACAAUGUUUGCAUUCAUUGGCUGUGACAUUGAGAGCAACCGUGGUGACAGGCUGUCACUGCGGCAAUUGGCUGCUGGGGGACUGCUGGAGUUGCAAACCAGUAGUGUUUGACUGACUGGUGGGAAAGGGGGAACAAAAUAGUUUUACGUCCUUAAUUUUUAAGGGGUCCAUUAAUUGAAAGAACACAUUGAGGGGGAGGAGAAAUAAAGCUUUGAUAAUUCAAAUAAUUAAUAAAGCAUGUUAAGCCCAAAACCUAUCAAAUGCAUUAAAGUUGUAUUGAGGCCCAGAGUGUCCUACCUAAAUGUCCUUUAUUUUUUAUGGAUAUUAUUUUGUGUCCAGCAACAGUGUAUCAAAUGUGAACACCUAGCAUAUGGGAUAUAAAUUUAGCUCAUUGGCAAUUUAGGGACAGCUGCUUCUGUACAGCUUCUUACAAAAGGCAAAAACUAUUGCUGUCCCUGUUGGUGAUAUAUGGGGUGUGCUAAAUCAUCAGGUCUGCCUUUCAGUGACACUACUUGAAUGAGAUGUAUUUGUGUGUGUGUGUGUGUGUAUGUAUGUGUGUAUAUAUGUGUGUGUAUGUGUAUAUAUAUAUAUAUAUAUAUAUAUAUAUAUAUAUAUAUAUAUAUAUAUAUAUAUAUAUAUAUAUAUAUAUAUAUAUACACACACACACACAUUUUAUUGUCUAACAAAGUAACUUUAGAGUGCAAAAUCACUAUAUUUCUCCUCUUCAGGUUUGCUUUAUCAAUGUGACCCAUAUAAUUUUUCAGCAAUGACUAGAUUGGUCAAUGAUAAAACACAAACAGUAACAUCUAGUAGUUCAUCAGUAGCAGCUUAGUGUUUAUUCAGUUUCUGUAGAUCGUGUUAAUAAUUCUUUACUUUACAGGACAUUUUGCAUGUUUGUUGCACAUUCUAUUCUGCCAUCUAAUGGUGUGUCUUAAAUUCAUGGAUUAUCACACAAACAUUUGAUUGACUGAGGUUGAACCAGAAAGUAGCACGUCAUGAUCAAAAGAGAUUAGCAUGAAAAAAUGUUUAAGUUCUAAAUAACAUAUUCACAGAAAUCAAAGCUGCUCUUGAUUUUCUUGAUCUUCUAUGGUUUUGUUUAGUUUUUUGCAAUUGCAGAGGAAAUCAUUACAUAUGUACAGCUGUUCGUGGCUAAGACCGUCAAAACAAAAUGCGAAUUGAGCAAAACCGGUGUUCUUUAGGCAAAUAGCGCUGCAGCAUUAGUUGAUCUUUUAUAGGCAUAGACUGGCAUUAUUCAUUUAGUGAUUGUGAAGGAAAUAGUCAGUGGGACCUACUUGGACAGACCUGUCCUGCAGACCAUACCAAAACAUGAACAUCUUCAAUUACCACAUCCACUUUUUUUAAUAUAAUUCUACUAAAUGAACUAAGAAAAAAAAUUCUUUCUUAAACAAUAUGGCCCAAUAUGUUAACAUUAUUGCCUUUUGUUUAUUUUCUGUAUUGUUUUAUAUUCUUUAAUUUUAUAAAAAAAGUUUUUUUGUUCAUUCUAAAAAAUAUAAUUUAGUUUUUGUUUUACUUUUCCUUGCCUUUGUUGCUUUUGAUAUUUAUUUUGCUAUUUUAACACUUUAUUAUUUUGUUUUCUAAUAGGCAUUUCUGUUGGAAUUGGUCUGCUAACAACUUUUCUGUAUGCAAACAAAUGCAUUGUAAAUCAGGUUUUUCUAAGAGUAAGUAAGCUUAUGUUUGAAAAUCAUUCUACCAAUUGUAGACAAGUAACGCACACACACAUUUUUUUUUUCGUAUUUACAGCAGAUUAGUGUACAUUUUAUUUAGAGCAAAUUAACUGUUUACUUGCCAUUGUCACAUGAUUUAGUAGCUUUCUUGUGUGUAUGAUCCUACUUAUCCAUACGUUUCUCCAUUGGGUCAUACAUGACAUAUCCAUUAGUACAUACCAUCAGCACAGGAUAAAUGAUUACACAUCAUAGGACAUAGCUUUGGUAUACCUUCAAAAUAAACAAGGUCAAAGCAGAUGCUUGCGUACAGUAUAAAACCUACUCCAAAAUUAUUUAAGUUAAAUAAACCAUACUAUUAUUCAAGUUGAAUAAAACAUUGCCAAAUGGCCAUUUUUUUGCAUACACAAAGAAAUAUAAAUAAAUAAAUCUCUACUCGUAUAGAGAAGUUGGGUAGAAACCACAAAAAAUAAAAAAUCUAUGUCUUCUCUUGUUCUAAACACCCCAUGUAAAAUAAAAUGAUUGCUCACAAGUUACUUUCACUUACUACCUCUGCCCAUUGCCAAAGAUUAUGCCCCAGGUAAGAAAAACAAAUCCUUACUUUUUCUGAUUGUAUAAUUUAAAUGGUAAGGUUUAAAUUAGACAUCACUAGUUGUCUUGCUAUGUUGGAUGAUUUUUUCUUAGCUCAGAGAGUGGAGGCACCCAUUGCCUUUUAUUUACUAAUUUAAUGCAUCCAUCCUGAAACUGGAUGUGACUUUUUAUGUCUUCCGAGCUGUGAUGUUUGCUAAUUAGCUGCCUGGAUACAGCUGGAAUUAUUUGCAGAUUUAAAGGGACACUAUAGUCACCAGAACAACUACAGCUUAUUGAAUUUGUUCUGGUGAGUAGAUUCAUUACCUUCGGGCCUUUUGCUGUAAACACUGUCUUUGCAGAGAAAAUGCAGUGUUUACAUCACAGCCUAGUGAUAACUUCACUGGCCACUCCUCAGAUAGCGGUUAUAGAUCCUUCCUGGGUCAUGGCUGCCUAAAAUGCAUCCAUACAUUCAGUGUCUCCUCCCUCUGCAUGCAGACACUGAACCUUCCUCACAGAGAUUAAUUGAUUCAAUUCAUCUAUAUGAGGAGAUGCUGAUUGGCCAGGGCUGUGUUUGAAUCAUGCUGGCUCUGCCCCUGAUCUACCUCUUUGUAAGUCUCAGCCAAUCCUAUGGGGAAGCACUGUGUUUGGAUCAGGCUACCACUUCUGAUGAUGUGCGCAGACUGCUUGUUUUUCUGAGUCUAACAGCAUGCUGAGUUACAGCUUCAGGCUUGAAUACAGUAAGAUUUUGCUUUAUUUAUGGAGGCAUGAGGGACCCAGGGGGGCUAGAUGGUGGUUUUAACAGUAUAGGGUCAGGAAUACAUGUUUGUGUUCCUGACCCUAUAGUGAUCCUUUAAAACUAUGUUUGAACUAAAAGAACCACCAGAACACCCAGAAUUAAUUAAUACUGCAUAAGAAAUGUUGAACUAUAAUUUAUCUGUACAUAAAAAAAAAAAAUCUGGAUUUUUGCUGGUAGGUAGAUCAGAUGUAGCCAAAACCUGAAUUAAUCAAUUACUAGAUUUUGAACAUUUAAGUGGUUUCACUAUACAUGCAUCAUGCUUGAAAUGUUUUAUUUUGUUUAUAUAGAAGAUGGCAAUACUACUGAGGAUAUGUUUGCAAAGUUGUGUUCAUGGGUUUUUUUUUUGUUUUGUUUUUUAAAUCUUUUUAAAUUCAUGCCUACUGAUCAAUUUUAUUUGUUUUGGCACGGAUUAAUUUUAUCAUUGUGGUGGUAUAUAUUUACACAAGUAGCAUUUUCCAUGUAAUGUUUGCAUUUAUUUACAAUGAAUUUCAAAAAAGCAUCAAUCUCCUUUUUUGCACUUUAUGUACAACUAGGUCAUAUUUUUAAGUAUAUAGUUUGCUUUACAGCAUAUUGUUUCUGCCAUUUAAUGUUAAAGGGACACUAUAGUUACCUGAACAGCUACAGGUUAAUUUAGCUGUUCUGGUGUCUAUUGCCUGUCCUUGCAGGCUUUUUCAUGUAGACUCUGCCUUUUCAUAGAAAAGGCAGUGUUUACAUUACUGCCUAGGAACACCUCUAGUGGCAGUCACUCAGAUGGCCACUAGAAGUGCUUCCUAUGGCAGUGCUGAACAAUUUGCAAUGUGCAGCACUGAUGUUCAGCAUCUCCAUGCUCUACAUGAGGAGAUUCUGAUUGAUGCAGCGUGUUUUGCCGUGCAUGCAAAUAGGAAAGCAUUGGAUUGGCUGAGAUCAUCCCAUACCAUGGGAUGAGAAACUAGGCAGUAGAACACUUGUCCUUGCAAAUACUCAGUUGGCAAAACAUUCUAUUUAGUACUUGGCAGCCUUUCAACAGUUUCUCACACAUGUAAUUGGCUGGUGUCAGUAUAUUUCCUCUGGUCUGUUUAUCUGGGCUACUCAUGGUAGUGUUGUAGAAAUCCGUCAUAUAUUAAGUAAGCUGAUGCUGACUAAAUAUAGUUUAUUAUAGUGGUUAUUGAAUAAGGAGGCUGUGGGUGCAGUCAGUUUAUCAAAACAUUUUGAGCUGUAUGCCAUAAAACAGGGAAUUUCCAGUCACCAUAACCAUGUUUUGGCUGCACAGCAGGAUUUGGCUUUGCUGAAUUACUGCAGCUGUUUCUGCAAUAGCAAACUGCUGUUGAUAUAAUGCAUGCCAUGCUAAAACAGGUCAUGAUAAUUGGGGGGGGGGGAUAUCCUAUUAUGGUUGUAGAAGAGCUAGGUUUAGAGUAAUAAGGAAACCACUUUUGUUUUUAUACUGCUUGAAAAUAGCUUGGCAAAAAAAGCACUAUACUCCUAGUUUCCUUGCACCAUAACUACUUUUUGAAAAGCUGUGAUGGUUAUGGAUACUGCAGUCCAUUUUUAAGUGGUUCUAUAGUUUUGUUUACACAGAGUUUUUAACCUUUUAAUUAAAGGGCUAAUGCUUUAAAUUGCAACAAAAUCAGAGAAUAUGAGAACUGUAACCAAAGUCAAGCUACUAAAUUUCCUUAAGCUUUUGCCAAAUCUCAGUACCCACUGCAGUCUCAAUGUUUUGCUCACUUGUGCUAUUAAAAAGAGAAUCUAUACUAUUUGCUAGGGAUGCACCGAGAUUCCGGACGAAAAUGGGCAUAUCCCGUUUCAGCCGAAAAUGGGUCAAAUCUGCCGAAAAUUACACGUGUUGUCCUGCAGUGUGUCUUGGUGCACGUGGAGGCUGUUAUCAGUGAGCGCAUCCGCGGCUGCUUUCAGUGGAAUCAGAUUGAGACACCUUCUACCCUGGCAGGGACACCGCUAGCAUGACUCCCCGGCCCGCGGCUGCAGGGGCAACAUAACAUGGUGACUGGCCCGUGGGCCGCCAUGUAUGUGCUGAGCUCGGCACCAUGGAGGCCGCCAGACUGAUCGCAUCCAGUGAGGAUCCCGCCUGCCAUGCUGAAAGUGAAGAACAACAAGGGGAGGAAGAACAAGAGGGUGAACAGCAGCGGGGACGAGCAGGAGAAUGGGGCCAUGGCGGCAGCUGCUGAAGGGACGGCGGCCACCCCGACCUGUGCAGGAGCCGCAACCACAAGCUAUGCAACCGGACAGUGUGCUCGGCUGCACAGUCUGCAAACCCCCAAAAAAGUAAGAUCCGCCUCCAGAGCACGGCCGUGUCUGGCUAGACAGGGUUAACCAUGCAUUGACUGAGAGCCACUGACAGUCCUUGGCACAGCUCUCUGGCUGGAUGUGGAGCACAGUCCAAUGGGGGGCACAGCUCUCUGGCUGGAUGUGGAGCACAGUCCAGUGGGGGGCACAGCUCUCUGGCUGGAUGUGGAGCACAGUCCAAUGGGGGGCACAGCUCUCUGGCUGGAUGUGGAGCACAUUCCAAUGGGGGGCACAGCUCUCUGGCUGGAUGUGGAGCAUAGUCCAAUGGGCGGCACAGCUUUCUGGCUGGGUGGAUGUAUUGGCUAACAUCAACCCAGCAGGACUGAGUUGUCAAUCACGCUUGUUCAAAGUCACAGCUUGAUGUCAUAUAAAUCAUUACUAUUUUAAAAUCAUUUGGAUAAUAGUCAUUUUAUGUUUUGUUUUUCGGCCAAGGGCAUCCUGAAUUUUCACUUUUGGCCCAUUCAUACUAUUUGCAUAUCAGACUGAUCCCACCUAUAAGGGCAGUUCAGAACAGCAAUGCCAACAAGUUCUCUCUGUACAAGAUACAGCAACCCCAACUAUUGUUUUGGCCUUCUUUUGGGCCUCAUCAGCGAGGUCCCCAAAAGUACCCCAUCAUAACCAGGAACCCCACAGAAGUUACAUCCCCAGAUAGCUCUGAUUGGAGUGUACAAUUUGGCCAAGUAUCACUCAGAUACAUUCAACAGAAUUGAAUUGCCACCGGG
Molecule: messenger RNA, 13657 nt
Organism: Pelobates cultripes (western spadefoot toad)
Lineage: Eukaryota; Metazoa; Chordata; Amphibia; Anura; Pelobatidae
Source: the annotation of a GenBank genome assembly